AUGGCCUUAGUGGGCCUUGUGGCCCGGUCUGCAAAAAUUCUUGUCGUCCCCAACCCCAAGAACGGCGUUGGGCACGAAGAACUGGAAGCAGCCUUCAGGGUUGGGCAGCCCAUUGGAGAGGUCGGUGCACACCACUCUGAACACCGACGACUGGUAGUGGGUACGGCACGAGCUCCUGUCACCGUAGCGCGAGAAGACCAGCUCGCAUUGCGUCAGCGGCAGCUACUGAGCACCGUCGGCAGCAGCGGCGGCGGAUGCGUGAGGAUGGAUGCAGAGCACCGAGAUGGCACGGCCAAGCCGUUCCUGCGUCACGUUCAGCAGGAACAGCCGGCACGGGACGCUGCAGCAAGUGGCGGCCGCUUGCUCACCAUCGCCACGGUGGUCCGCGAGGAGGAAGAAGUUGAAGCCGUCGUGGAAGCGGAUGCUGAACGCUUCCCCGGCGCGGACAUGCACCGCCAAGAUGGGAGGCCUGAGAGCGAGGAAGCAGACGCCGCACUCCAGGGCGUCGGCAUCGCCCACCGUCACAUUCGCCACUGCGGCCCUAGCGACACGCACGUCUGGCGGCGCGUGAACGCUGUCGGCGCCCAAAUCCUCGUCCUCCUCCAGGAAAUCGAAAUCCUCGUCGUCGUCGAAAAUGUCCAUUUUCUUCCUCCUCUUGACCGACUUCAAUCUACGGCAUGA
Messenger RNA from Miscanthus lutarioriparius, 681 nucleotides. The record is from the annotation of a GenBank genome assembly. NCBI's taxonomy places the organism in Eukaryota, Viridiplantae, Streptophyta, Magnoliopsida, Poales, Poaceae.